GACUUCUUUGACAGCUGCUACAAUUAGAGUGCAAUAAAGAAGAGAAACGACCUGGCCGAGUGAAUUACAACACCAAUUUAACUGAUGGCUACAAGAAAAGCAACUGCUGAGAAUAAAAGCCUUAAGGUAACGAUGAGCCAAGGAACUGCCACUCCUGAGAAAAAUAUGGAACAUGACCCAAGAUUAGAACAAUUAUUAGAAAAGAUGAUGAAUUCCCAAAAUGAAAUAAAAGAUCAGCUGGGAAUGUUAAGACAGGAAAUGACUGAUAUUAAGAAAGAAAUGACUCAAUUUAAAAAGAUAGAUGACACUCUGAACCAAAUUAAAAGAGCGUUAAAAGACAAUACUGAACACACCAAUGAGGUGGAGGAUAAAUUAGAAACUCUGAAAGAACGAUUUGAGAUUCAGCUGGAUAACUCAGCCAUGCUGGAAUACAGACAAAAGGAAACUUAUUUACGUAUACGUGGCUUCCCAGAGGUUGACAGGGAAAAUUUGGAAGAACGCAUGAAUCCGAUACUGAGUAUGAUUUGGAAGAUUGACGAAAGAGAUGUAAAUAGAGAAGUGGAUAGAAUGUAUCGGGUGAAUUCGAAAAUAGCCAAAGACAGAAAACUUCCUAGAGACAUUGUCAUUAACUUUACAAGAAAACUCCUACGUGAUCAGAUACUGCAUUAUCACUCAGCUAACAAACUUCAAGUGGAUGGCAAGGACUUAAUCAUACUGAAAGAAAUUCCAGUGUCUAUCAGGAGGAAACGAAAAGACUAUGAGGGCUUGGUGGACAUUUUACGCCUCAAUGAAAUUAAUUUUCGAUGGAACAUCCCAGAAGGACUUUUCUUUCAAUACAAUGGAAAAAACUAUAAUAUAACAACAGUUUCUAAAGCCCAAGAAUUUAUGGCAAGAAAUAAGAAAAAUUUGAAGGGCCUUUGCCAAUAAGUGGCAUAAGUGCGGCACGUCUAGUAGUACUCAUAAAGCACCUAGGAAAAACAGAAGAUACUCCCG
Sphaerodactylus townsendi is the source of this 993-nucleotide messenger RNA. RefSeq lists its product as uncharacterized. NCBI's taxonomy places the organism in Eukaryota, Metazoa, Chordata, Lepidosauria, Squamata, Sphaerodactylidae. The record is from RefSeq and is a predicted model, not a curated record. Bases 85 to 927 code for a protein of 280 amino acids. The transcript has 2 exons.